CUCCGGCGUAGAAGUACUAGUUCAGUUGGUGUUUGUUUUUGUAUAUUUUCUUUAGUAUUUAUUCUUAGGAAGAGUCAUUAAUUUAAUGUUUUCGGUUGUUUUAUGCACCGGUCGAAGUACUAUUCCGAGUCGUUGCCAAACUCCGUUAUUUAAUUUGUUGUCAGAAGGUGUACAAGGUGACAAGUGUGUUGAGCCCUGACUGACUGACUGACUGACGCGGUUUCGCCGCUUUCUCUCAGUGUCACUCAGUCAGUGGUGUUAACUUUCAGCGGGGAUCGAUCGUUUCGUUGGUAACGCUUCCACUUGUAAAUGAACUGAGUUUUAGAGACGCCGCUGCACACACAGUAUCAUCAAUGGGGAGUAACUGUAGAAUAGAAUGCAUCUUUUUCAGCGAGUUUCACCCAACGCUGGGUCCAAAGAUUACAUUCCAGGUUCCCGAAGAAUAUAUUUCCAGAGAAUUGUUUGACACAGUACAGGUUUACAUUAUUACAAAGCCUGAACUGCAAAACAAGCUCAUUACAGUCACGACGAUGGACAAGAAGCUCAUCGGCUGCCCCGUGUGCAUCGAGCACAAGAAAUACAGCCGCAACGCCCUGCUCUUCAACCUGGGCUUUGUGUGUGACGCCCAGGCGAAAACCUGUGCCUUGGAGCCCAUCGUGAAGAAGCUGUCGGGGUACCUCACUACGCUGGAGCUCGAGACCGGUUUCAUCUCAAAUGAGGAGAGCAAGCAGAAGUUGGUUCCAAUCAUGUCCACGCUGUUGGAGGACCUCAAUGCCAAAGGCGCUUGUACCUUGCCAAUUGACGAGUCCAACACCAUUCACUUGAAGCUAAUAGAGCAGCGAAAGGAUCCUCAGAUAGUGCAAGAAUAUGAUGUGCCGGUGUUUACUGAGAGCAAGGACCAUUUCAUUAAGUCCCAGUGGGAUCUGACCACACAGCAGAUCUUUCCCUACAUCGAUGGUUUCAGACAUAUACAGAAGAUUUCUGCUGAAGCAGAUGUGGAGCUGAACCUUGUUCGCAUCGCUGUGCAGAAUUUGCUGUAUUAUGGAGUAGUGACUUUGGUCUCAAUUUUUCAGUAUUCGAAUGUGUACUGCACAACCCCCAAAAUCCAGAAUCUUAUCGAUGACAAGCCCAUUCAGGAACAGUGUCUUGCCUACGUCACAAAGCCUGGACAGAAGCGAGCCAGUCUGCGGGAUGUGUUUCAGCUGUACUGCGGUUUGAGUCCAGGCACCACAGUGCGCGACCUUUGCUCCCGCUAUGCACAGCAACUCCAGAGAGUUGAUGAGAGGAAACUGGUGCAGUUUGGACUGAUGAAGGGCCUCAUUCGAAGACUACAGAAGUACCCAGUGAAGGUUGUUCGAGACGAGAGGAGCCGCCCUCCACGUCUCUACACUGGCUGCCACAGCUAUGAUGAGAUCUGCUGUAAAACAGGCAUGAGCUACAAAGAACUUGACGAGCGCCUGGAGAAUGAUCCUAACAUCAUCGUUUGUUGGAAAUGACACUUCUGCUGUUUGUAGCCCUGACAACGUGCCAUAACAGCUGCUGCCUUGUCC
Scleropages formosus (Asian bonytongue) is the source of this 1550-nucleotide messenger RNA. It is a transcript of the gene nprl2, whose product is annotated as NPR2 like, GATOR1 complex subunit. Gene Ontology annotation, cellular component: GATOR1 complex; vacuolar membrane. Gene Ontology annotation, molecular function: GTPase activator activity. The record is from RefSeq and is a predicted model, not a curated record. NCBI's taxonomy places the organism in Eukaryota, Metazoa, Chordata, Actinopteri, Osteoglossiformes, Osteoglossidae. Gene Ontology annotation, biological process: positive regulation of autophagy; cellular response to amino acid starvation; negative regulation of TORC1 signaling. Bases 354 to 1496 code for a protein of 380 amino acids. The transcript is spliced from 11 exons.